GAAGGUUUUAUGGCAUCAUAAAUUAGUUAAAUUACCCUCCCCGCAUAAAGCGGUACCUCAAUUUCCUACUUGACAGAUGCAACUGCCUUUUGGGCUGCAUAGGUCAACAGCAAGCUAGACAAGGAUGAUAAAACAUCAAAACAUCCGGGCGUCCCCUGGGCAACGUCCUUGCAGACGGACAAUUCCCUCACACCAGAAGCGACUUGCAGUUUCUCGAGUCGCUCCUGACACACUGAUUGGUUUUGUCACUUUCCUCUUUUGCAAGUUGGGGAAGACCACCUCCGAGCUCCUCCUGGAAGUGACCAGCGCCACCAGCCUGCAGAUCUGCAAGGACAUUAUGGACACGCUCAUUCUGAAAAUGGCAGAGUUGAACAAAUCCACUCUGGAGAACAAGGACGGCGAACCAGGUUCGGAUCAUGAAUCUAACGAUAUCGCCAACCCCGGAAGCGUCUCCGCCAACUGCCUCCCUCUGGUGCUGGAGCAAGUCCGGGUGGUGGACAUGGACGGGAACCUGAAGGUCAUCUAUCCUUCGAAGACCGACCUCAGCACAGUCUCCUCCCUCGUGACUGUCAUCCAUUGAGCGCCUUGGGCUUCCUCUGGUUGUGGGGCGUGGGUUGUUCUCCCGCUCUGGGGCAAUCCUGAGGAGCCCGACUCCUGCCCGGACCUCCUGCCACUCGCUCCGCCUCUGUGACGCACCCAAGUGUGCGAGGCGGCUCAAUGGAAGCACUCUUCUGGGAUGAGGGGUGCAUCUGCGUGGCAGAAUUAACUCAGUUUGAUACCACUUUAACUGCCAUGGCUCAUUGGAAUCCAGGGAUGGGCACAGCACUCUUUGGCAAAAGCGAAAGACCUCGUAAAA
Molecule: messenger RNA, 856 nt
Organism: Anolis sagrei ordinatus
Lineage: Eukaryota; Metazoa; Chordata; Lepidosauria; Squamata; Anolidae
Source: RefSeq, a predicted model, not a curated record